GAUGGCGGCGUCAGAGGGGGCGCGCAGUGGCCGGACAACGGCAAAACGGUCUUGAAAGCUCCGGAUUUGACCGAAUAUCACUCGUCUGGCACCGUUCGCUUCUGCUUGGACAGUGUCUGGAUCACAUGAACCGAGACAAUCGCUGUCACACGCAGGGUUUGCGGUUUUAUUGUUUAAGUCAGGGUGGGUGGGUUUCACUGAUAGCUGCUAACAGCUAACAGGCUAAGCCAAGCGGGCUAGUGCGGGCUAAAGCGUUAGCUCCGUGAAGAAGAGUGUGGGGAGGGGAUUGAGAAAGACUGUUCGGGCCAGGCCGCUUUACUCUGGGGGAAUGUGAACCAGGGGUGCGCGGGGGGUUUGCUCGCUUCGUCCCAAACGUCCUUACACCAAACAACCGGGAUGGGACAGCAGGUAGGCCGCGUCGGUGAGGGCGCAUCGACCGGGCUCCAGCCACCACAGCCCCACGCGUCCCAACCGCACCAAGGGAAGGGGAACCGGGGGAGCGGCGCCGGGAGGAGACCCAGAGAACCCGGCAGCAGCACUGGGACACCUCCAGGCAGGACUGCCGCGGUCAACGUACCCGACCCAGCGAUAAAUAUAUUCACGCAGCAUUCAGAAGCUCUCCACCGGCCGUUUGGCCUGGACUCAGCAGCGUUGACAGAGGCGGUUCGCUGGAGCUCAAAGGAGAAUCUACUGGGAGCGGCUGAGAGCGACCCCAACCUCUUUGUUGCACUUUAUGACUUUGUUGCCAGCGGAGACAACACACUCAGCAUCACUAAAGGUGAGAAGCUGCGUGUGCUGGGCUACAACCAGAAUGGUGAAUGGAGUGAAGUACGCUCUAAGAAUGGCCAGGGGUGGGUGCCCUCCAACUACAUCACCCCCGUCAACAGUCUGGAGAAGCACAGCUGGUACCAUGGGCCGGUGUCCCGCAGUGCCGCAGAGUACCUUCUCUCAUCCCUCAUUAACGGCAGUUUCUUAGUCCGCGAGAGUGAGAGUAGCCCUGGACAGCUGUCCAUUUCCCUUCGCUACGAAGGGAGGGUCUACCACUACCGCAUCAACACCGCCUCUGAUGGAAAGGUAUAUGUGACAUCUGAGAGCCGGUUCGCCACCCUGGCCGAGCUGGUCCACCACCACUCCACUGUAGCUGACGGCCUGGUCACCACACUGCACUAUCCAGCGCCCAAAUGUAACAAGCCCACUGUAUACGGUGUGUCACCUAUCCACGAUAAAUGGGAAAUGGAGCGCACAGACAUCACCAUGAAGCAUAAACUGGGUGGAGGCCAGUACGGGGAGGUGUACGUGGGGGUGUGGAAGAAGUACAACCUCACAGUAGCCGUCAAAACACUCAAGGAAGACACCAUGGAAGUUGAAGAGUUUCUGAAAGAGGCAGCAGUUAUGAAGGAGGUUAAACACCCAAACCUCGUUCAGCUACUGGGUGUGUGUACGUUGGAGCCGCCGUUCUACAUUGUGACAGAGUACAUGCCACACGGUAAUCUGCUCGACUACUUGAGAGAGUGUGACAAAGAGGAAGUAAACGCUGUGGUGUUGCUGUACAUGGCCACACAGAUCUCCUCUGCCAUGGAAUACCUGGAAAAGAAGAACUUCAUCCAUAGGGACCUUGCAGCAAGGAACUGCCUGGUUGGGGAGAAUCACGUUGUGAAGGUUGCAGACUUUGGUCUCAGCAGAUUAAUGACUGGUGACACCUACACUGCCCAUGCGGGGGCCAAGUUCCCCAUCAAAUGGACAGCACCAGAGAGCCUCGCUUACAACACCUUCUCCAUCAAGUCUGAUGUCUGGGCGUUUGGGGUGCUGCUCUGGGAAAUUGCCACCUAUGGCAUGUCUCCAUACCCAGGCAUUGAUUUAUCUCAGGUCUAUGACCUUCUGGAGAAGGGCUAUCGCAUGGAACAGCCCGAGGGAUGCCCACCCAAGGUUUAUGAACUAAUGAGAGCAUGCUGGCAGUGGAGCCCACUGGACAGGCCUUCAUUUGCAGAGAUCCAUCAAGCAUUUGAAACGAUGUUCCAUGACUCCAGCAUCUCUGAAGAGGUUGCAGAGGAACUCUGUAAGACAGCAUCCUCAGGCCAUGGUGGGCCACUGCACGCUUUCAGCCAUGACAUGCCCCUGCUGCCGUCCAAAUCCCGCACACUCCAUAAGCACACAGAAAACAAGGAAAACAUCGAGGGCGGCCUUGAUGGGCGAGCUGACCACAGCAUGCAGGGUCACUCAGGCUGGGCUUCUACCUUAUUGGGAGGGGGUUUGAGCAGCUCUCCAGCUCUGCCCAGAAAACAACAACCACGAGAUAAAUCUCCCAGCAGCCUUUUAGAGGAUGCACAGGAUAUGGGCACAUUUACACGAGACCGCAAGACUGGUUUCUUCAGCUCCUUCAUAAAGAAAAAGUCUUCUUCCUCUUCUUCGUCACCAUCGUCUCAGCUGCAGCAGAACCUCCCAACACCUCCAAAGAGGAGCAGCUCAUUCCGGGAAAUGGAGUCACAACCUCACAAAAAAUACGAGCCCACAGCCGACUUCAGUGCACCCCCCCCUCUGCCUCAGUCGGACAGUCUGGGGGGGUUCUCGGUUUCUCCUUCCCACUCUCACGGGGAGCCCACACAGCCUCAGUCGCGCUGCUGUGGAGCUGCAUUUGGACAGAAACCCUCAAGUGGAGGCCUCGCUUCACAGGUUACAAGUGGUAGCAGUUGGGGGGGGCUGGCUGGCUUUUUUACCCCUAGACUCAUUAAAAAGACCCUGGGACUACGGACAGGGAAGACCACGUCUUCAGAGGAGGGUGGAGGUGUGGUUGGAGGGCCGAAGCCCUUUCCUAGGUCCAAUUCUACCUCCUCAAUGUCUGCUGGGUUGCCAGAUUUGGAGCGUAUGGCUCUGACUCUACCCAGGAACCGCAGUGCUAAACCCCCCCUUGAGAGGACGGCGUCCACCACCUCCCAGCCAGAGAAUGGGGCCACGCGGCCUUCAGAGACUUUGCUGAGGAGGAUGGACGAGGGCACUGCACAGAUCAGGGAAAGACCCAAAGCCAAGCUGUUACCAAGGGGCACUGUUGUAGGGGUGAGAGCGCCAGGGGUGGGCGGGGAGGUGGGGGAGUCGGAGUCUCUGUCCCGGGUUAGAGAGGGACGAGAGGAAGGCGGGGGUGGUGUGGACAGGCAGCAGAGUUGGUCGUCUCCCUCCAAGACUUCUAGUUCAAGUGCUCCAUCCACCGCAGUAGGUGCACCGACUCACAACCACAAAGUUCCAGUCCUGAUCUCCCCGACGCUGAAGCACAGCCCAGCUGAUGUGCACCUGGUGGGUCUAGACUCUCAGGGGAACCGCUUCAAACUGCUGUCUGAACACCAGGCAGACCGAGACAGACCACGGCUUGUCAAACCUAAGUGUGCUCCUCCUCCGCCUCCCACGCUGCGCAGCCUGCAGCACUCCUACAGCGGUGAUGGCGAGGAGCAGGUGGGAGGAGCACCUGUGGAGGUCAACGGAGACACACUGAAAGGUCAUCGGUCAGCACGGACAUCAGGAGGAGCAGCGACGGGUAGACCUUCAGUGCCACCACCACAAGUGCCUCCUGCAUCUUCCUCUUCCUCCUCCAGCAACAACACAACUCCAACCAAAAUGGCCAACGGCGCCACCACCACUGCCUCUUCCAAAGUGGCGCUUCGGCGAAUCAGGCAGCAGGCAGAGAGGGUCCCUCUGGAGCGGGUGAGCCGUGAGGCCUUGCUGGAGUGCGCUGAGUGCCUGAGCAGCGCCCUCCACGCCAGCUCCGACAGCCCCUCCAGCAGCCACGUGCUGGAUGCUGGCCACCAGCUGCUAGACUACUGCUCAGGUUACGUGGACUGCAUCCCUCAGAUGAGGAACAAAUUUGCCUUCCGGGAGGCGGUGGGCAAGCUGGAGCUCAGCCUGCAGGAACUGAGGGCCUCGUCUUCAGGAGGGGGUGGGAUGAGCAACGUGGGGCCCAACACUGUCCUGGACAAUCUGCACAGCUGUAUUAAAGAGAUCAGUGAUGUGGUGCAGAGGUAGCCAUGGUGACAACACCGGCUGUUAGCCCCAACUACCCAAAACACAACUUUUUAUGUUUCUGGUUUAAUUGGCAGCAUUUUGGGGGCAUGAUGAGAUGAACUUCUAAUGUACCUCAGAAAAAUCACUACGAAAUGUUAUCUUUUAAUUGUUUACAAGCAACUGUUUGAUAAAAUGCCAGUGAGGACACUAAUUUUGCUCUGAUGUGUACAUAUGACAAAUGUUUAUACCAAGCAAAGUCUGGUUUUUUGCCCAGGUCUCCACCAGGUCGUGACAAAGGCCUCUUUGUUAAAUGAAUGUUGAGUGUGUGAGCUGUGUGUCUCCAGCCCAGAGUAUGGAAAGUCUCACUCUUGUUUCUCGGUCAGUCUGUCACAUACUGCAUGAGAAUGACGGUGGUUGUGUCAAGCCUCACUGAGAAUAACUAGACAACUGUUCGUCCUGACUGAAGCUUGUGCAGGUUUUGACAAAUAUGUGAAUCAUUCAGCAGGUUUACUGCAGUUAAUGGUGGGGUAUUUGACCCAGGUUAUGAGAAACGGUGACAUAAGCCAUUGUUUAUGCCAUUAUAAUCUAAAAGUGAAAGACUGGAAACAGCAUGAACAUCAAGAGUCAGCAUGAUUCAAGAUAGCAUUAUAUCAACUGAAAAAAGGCUGCAUUUUCCAUAGACUGAUUAAACUUUUUUUUUUUUUUUUUUGAAACGUCCAGUGUGUCAAAUUUGGGGGGAUUUACAAGCAUCUAUUUUCAGAAAUGCCAUAAAAUGUUGAUUAUUAUGUUUUCAUUGGUGUAUACUCAUGGUAAAGGAGCAGAGGCAGCAGGUUAUGUUUCUACUGAAGCUUCCAACAGGCUUUUUUUUUUGUCGUUUUUUAUGUUUUCUAGCAGGUGUCAUCCAGUGUUAAGUUGCAGUGCCAUCACAUACUAUGUUUAAGUGUGGACCACAUAAAAAUCUCAGCUACAAAGGCCAGAACGGACAAAACAAACACUAGCUGGUAAAAGACAGAGCUGCAUGUUUUCUGCAGCCACUGUAGGUGGGGUGUAUUCAGAUGGAUGCAGUCUACACUUUCACGUGAUCCUAAAUAUUACACACUGGACCUUUGAGUCUGAGAGUAAUCUUAAGCAAUUUAAAGGAGUUCAACGGUGACAUUCCCAUAAGAAUACCUGUUGAGAAACGUUAAAGGGAUCAGUGGAGCCAGAUCCACCGAGACCGGUUUCUACCUGACAAGCGUGUAUAUAAGCUCAAAUGAAGUGUUUACAUUUCAAUGAUGCCAAAUACAGGCUUAUGAAAUCAAUGAAUCUAUUUUCUUUAUUCCCCACAAUAGUAAAAAUAAAAACUAAAUGUGGGACUUUGGUGUCAUAUGCACAGCAUUUGUCUUUGCUUCCGACCGAUGUUCACACUUUAACACAGUGCCACAUACAUGGGUAAAGUCAUUUCAAUAUUUAUGUCCAGUUAUGCUUGCACACUACAUUUCCUCUUUGUCUGAUGGGACCUAAAAACAACAAUAAAAAAAGUGUUGUGUGAUGAGAUAGAGCACAGGGUAAGCGCAUGAGCAGGUGAACUGAGGGCCGUUUUCCUCCAAGUGUCCUUCUGAGUAUGGACAGAGCUGAAGCCCCUGCAGCCUUGUCGUGGCCUCAGUGCCUCAAACUCUGAUGUAUGAACACUGCAAAAUGCAGAGACCUAUUUGUUAACACUAAUUACACAGGACUCUCAAGAAACAAACUGCAGUAUGUCUUCAGCACAUGAGCAAUUUGUACAUUAUUUGGUUCAGCGAAAAUGGUUUUUAGAAUGUCUAUGUAUGAACUUGAAUUUUAAAUUAUUCAUUUUUUUUUUUUUUUUUUUUUUAUAAAAGCACAGACCUAUUUUGAAAGAAAUGUUAUGUAAAUAUUUGAUUUAUUUCAUAUCCAGGAAAGAAAAGAUUUAUGUAUGGUUACAAGAUAAAAAGCAAUGUUCUUGUUUGAAGAGAUGUAUUGUAAGACAGAGGCCCAUCCACCCAGAUUGGAAUAUCUGCUUUAUGAAUGUAUUCUUCUUCAGUUCUUAACCUGGUCGAAUGUUCAUUUGCAUGAAUCUGUAAUCUCUUAAGAUGCCAUUUUUUUGUUUUAAUUUAUUAUUUUUAUUGUUAUUUUUAAAAUCGUUCAUUGGCCCGUAUUCAUACUAAAUCAAUCCAGAAACAGCUGCUCUGCUCUUUUGAGCACAAAAACUAACCAUGUACAGUCGGUGCCGGUUUGUACUUAUGCACAUAUAACACAACUCACAGAUCUCACCACAUGCAUUUGUGGAAAAUGUCUUUGUUUACUUUAGCAUCACAUCUUUAUGUACACUGGAUAAGGCCUCAGACACAUGAGUUCAUUGACACAUGUUGCAUCUAAUAGUUCUGUCUAAACAAUGCAGGUCCGUAAAACUCUCAAAAGGUCUUUUUUGUUGCAAAGUAAACAGUUUUUGUCAA
This is a messenger RNA of Sphaeramia orbicularis (orbiculate cardinalfish), 6440 nucleotides long. RefSeq names its product c-abl oncogene 2, non-receptor tyrosine kinase (gene abl2). The coding region runs from base 397 to 4008 and encodes 1203 amino acids. NCBI's taxonomy places the organism in Eukaryota, Metazoa, Chordata, Actinopteri, Kurtiformes, Apogonidae. The transcript has 11 exons. Gene Ontology annotation, molecular function: protein binding; non-membrane spanning protein tyrosine kinase activity; ATP binding. The record is from RefSeq and is a predicted model, not a curated record. Gene Ontology annotation, biological process: protein phosphorylation.